CGCGCGCUGUGUUUAAAGUUUGGCGUCUCUGUUGAACUGUAGCUGUGUUAUGGUUUGUUAAAUUGACUAAAGUACCACGUGCACGUUUGUCGUGAAUAGAUAAAGCGUUUUGGGGAACCGCUGUUAUUGAUAAAAAAACAACUUAUUGCACAGCGCGAGCUAAACAAACCCGUUGUUUCUAUUAUGGACCGAUACAACGACCUAAAAAUUCUCUUAAAACAGUGGGAACACAAGUUUGUGCAAACACACAACAGAAAACCAAACAAAGAAGAUAUCGCUGCAGCUCCAGAAGAUACGAAAAACCUUUAUAAAGAGUACCGCAUGCUCAAAGAAGCCAAGGAGAAGACCACACGUGAGAACGAGGAUCACGUACAAAAGCAGGAAGUUCAGUCUCCGGCCACUGGCGACUCCUGGGGUUGUCAUCUUAAUCGUAAAAACCUGCCUGCUGCAUCACCCAAACUCACUUCUACAGACAAGGAGACUUUCCAAGCCUCUGCUCAGUUCUUUGGCAUGAAGUUGAAGUCAAAUAUCAUCAACACUCUAUCAAAGGAUCGAUCAUUUUCUCUGAAGAAAUCAGUCACCCCUCGCCAGACUCCAGGAAAGAGCUGGAAAGAUGGUGUAACUGCUAGCACAGCCCCCGAGGACGGAGCAGCUCCUUCACCAAAACCCACUAACAGGAGUCCAGCGCUUCUCACUUCGCCAGCUCAGACAGGAAGUAACGAGCACGAGGACGAACCCUCGGAUCCCUUUCCUUCCUUUACUCCUUCUAAAUCGUCCUCGCUAUGCACAAAGACUCCAAAUAAGAGCCUGGAGAAAGCCCAGUUCCUCAGACAGUCCAUGACCAAGAGGCUGUCGUGUGUGGACCAGGGCUGGCUGGAGCGCUGUCAGGUGUUCACUGAACUGAAACACGAGCACAAGCCAGUCACGGGUAACGUGAACCUGCCUGAAAAACAGAGGCUUGAUGAAAAUGGUGCAAGUAGUGAAAAAGUCGUGAAUGAGAACAAUGCGUCCAGAGACUCGACCACUCCACAGGACGUGUCUCACACGAGUGCUGAGAAAUGUCCGGGAAAUCACAAUCACACUUCAGAUACCGCUAAUGGAGACAUGAAGCCCCAUGUUUCAGAUGGUCUGGACAGGAUUGAAGAAUCUAGUCCUACUUUAGAAACUAGAAAACAAACCAAAAAACCCAGAAAAGCUCCAAAGAGCGAAGUCCCAGAUUACGAGCCGAAGACCGUAAGGAAAAAGGGACGGAAAAGGCAGAGAGAUACUGAAGAAGGAGAAGAACAAGCAGGACAAACAGAAAAUGCCCAAAAGAAACGCAGGACCAAGAAAGAGGACACCGCUGAGGAGAAGCCUGCUAGAAAAGGACGGAAAAAGAAAGCCGUAGGACCCGAGGAGGGAGAAGGCACUCCUGAGAGUAAAGUAUCUCAGAAAUCAAAGAUGCCUCAGGAGAACCUUUUAGGAGAAGUGGACGAGGAGGACUUGAGAGCGGCGGCAUCCAAUAAGAAAAAGCCGAUCCGAAGCAGGGUGACCAAAAACACAGAUGGAAACUUUGUGAAAAUCAACCUGAAGAAGAAAUCUCAUGUUAAAGGGUUUGCCCUGAGGGGAGCUGCUCUGCGCAAGCAGAUGUACAUGCAGAAGUUCCAGCUGAAGGGCGAGAGGUUCGGCGGAGGCAGUGGGCGGGGCAGAGGCAGGUUCGGGGGCUUUAACCGUCAGGGAGACGUCUGUUAUAAAUGUGGUGGAACAGGACACUGGGCACGAGACUGUCGUGGAGCAGCUCAUGGUGUUGGAGGGAUGUCAAAGAAGGACACGGCCCCAGACGAGGAAGAGGAAGAGGAACCAUUCGUGCUGCCGACAUUGGAAGAAGUAGCCCGAGCCACAGGAACUCUCCGCUCGGAGCCUAUAGCAGCGCCCUCGAGUGUUGGAGACGAGAAAGCAGUCGAGAAAGAAGAUGACAGAGGAGAGGAAAUCUUACUAAACGUUAUAAGACCAGAUUACGAGCGUCCUGCUCCUCCUCCACCCAUGGAGCCGCUGUACAGUCCCCGUGAGGACGGCAAAGUGCAGGAGGUUCCUCCUGAAGUGAACCAGGCUCUCCGUGACUUCGGGUACAAGUCCUUUAGGCCUGGUCAAGAGACGGCCAUCAUGAGAAUUCUCUCAGGUUUAUCUACCCUCGUGGUUUUGUCGACUGGGAUGGGCAAAUCUCUGUGCUACCAGCUCCCGGCUUAUCUCUAUGCACAAAGGUCAAAGUGCAUAACCCUGGUUGUCUCACCUUUGGUAUCACUAAUGGAUGACCAGCUGUCUGGGAUUCCUCCGAAGCUGAAAGCAGCAUGUAUCCACUCCAACAUGUCUCAGAAACAGAGAGAGGCUGCUGUUGAAAAGGUGAAAGCAGGUGAGGUGCAUGUUUUACUGCUGUCUCCAGAGGCUCUGGUUGGUGGAGGUCACUCCGGCUCUGGUUGUCUGCCCCCUGCUGAUCAGCUCCCUCCUGUGGCCUUUGCCUGCAUUGAUGAAGCUCACUGUGUUUCUGAGUGGUCACACAAUUUCAGGCCGUGCUACCUCAGACUGUGUAAGGUGCUGAGGGAUCGUCUGGGCGUGCAGUGUUUGCUGGGUCUAACAGCCACUGCCACCUUGUCCACUGCACUGGACAUUGCUCAUCACCUGGGCAUUAACGAUCGAGAGGGCAUCGCUGUCCGCUCUGCUGCCGUGCCACACAACCUCCAGCUCUCUGUGUCCAUGGACAGAGACAAAGAGCAGGCUCUGGUGUCCUUACUCAAGGGAGAACGUUUUGGUGCACUGGAAUCCAUCAUAGUGUACUGCACCAGACGCGAGGAGACGAGCCGCAUCGCUGCACUGCUGCGCACCUGCCUGCAGGGGGUGAUGCUAAAAGAGUCGUCAAGGCCUGUCAGAGAGGACGUGGAGGAAAAUCCUGUGGUCAAGAAGAAGAAAGCUUUGGCCAGGAAAAAGAUCCGGAAGCCACUGAAGUGGAUCGCUGAAGCAUAUCACGCCGGCAUGUCCGCCUCAGAGCGCCGGCGUGUGCAGAAUAACUUCAUGUGUGGCGAGCUGCGUGUGGUGGUGGCCACUGUGGCGUUUGGGAUGGGCCUGGACAAGUCCGACGUGCGUGGGAUCGUACAUUACAAUAUGCCCAAAAGCUUCGAGAGCUACGUGCAGGAGAUCGGCCGAGCCGGGCGAGACGGAGAACCCGCACACUGCCACCUGUUCUUGGAUCCAGAAGGUGGAGAUCUGCACGAGCUGCGCAGACACAUCUACGCAGACACUGUGGACUACUUCACUGUCAAGAGGCUGGUGCAGAAAGUUUUCCCUCGCUGCAAGUGCAGACGCAUACAUCAGCACCAGGAAUUAGCCCAGGCCAUGGAGGUGGAUGAUGUCGAGCUGAUGGAGCUGAUGGAUCACUGUGAGUCUUCUGGAGACAACCAACAUGAGCAACGAGACACAGCAACCCCUACACGCAUCCAACAAACCGAUCAAGAACAGACGGGAACCAAGCACCAGAACCCACCCCAGAACGAAUGCUCUCAGGAGUGGAACAAACCGACAAUGAAGGAGAAUCAGACAGUGGGAGAAUCAGACAGUUCCAUUACUCAACAUAAGGCUGAAGAGAAGACACAAGAGGGACAAAAUGAUGAGAGAGGAAGGGAAAGUGAUUCAGAAAUGCGAGAGAGCGAAGGUGGGGUGUGGGGUCAGCGUGUGUGUCACACCCACGAGAGGGCGGUUCCAAUGCAGGAUACAGUGGAGGAGCUGGACAUCACAGAGGAGGGUUUGGAGACUUUGCUGUGUUACCUGGAGCUCCACCCUCAGCGCUGGGUGGAGCUGAUGCACCCAACGCUUUCAAUGUGUCGCCUGGUGUGUUACGGAGGACCUCGGGAGCUCCGUAAGCUCACCAAAGUAUGUGCUCCUGUGGCGGUGGUGCUGGCGAGGAAGCGUCUGGCUGGUGAGAGGGUGGAAGACUGGGACUCUCUGGAGUUUGACGUGGUGGAGCUGGCAGACACUAUGGGCUGGCAGCUUCCGUUGGUCAAGAGGGGACUGAGACAGCUGCAGUGGGGUGGCUCGGGUCGGAGCGGCAUCCACGUGGAGUUCUCCGCGCUCUCCUUUUACUUCCGCUCCUACGGAGACCUGACGCCUGAAGAGCUGGACGAGGUGUGUGCGUUUCUUCACGGCAGGGUCCAGACGCAGGAGAGGACGCAGCUCUAUCAGCUAAAAGCCUCCUUUAAAGCCUUCCGCAGUGUUGCCUAUCGGAAUUGUAGCUUCUGCAUGGAUGAGCUGGAUGAAUCCAGGAGCCUGAGACUGAAGGGGCUUUUGGCUGAUUAUUUUGAGAAGAGGCGAGACCUGGACAUGAGCAAGUACGAGGAGGAACAGGACGACGAGGAAGAGACCUUCAGCAAGUUUAAGCUGAAGGACUGGGAGCAGCAGAUCUGCACUGAUGUGAGAAGUUUCCUGUCCAGUCGGAGUGAUGAGAAGUUCUCAGGCCGAGCAGUGGCAAGGAUUUUCCAUGGGAUUGGAAGCCCAUGUUAUCCAGCACAGACGUACGGUCGAGACCGGCGUUACUGGCGAAAGUAUCUCCAGUUUGACUUUAAUGAGAUCAUUCGCUUAGCCACUCAGGAGAUUAUUAGAACAAGGUAAAGAUCCGAGACUCAGAGACUCCUCCGUUCUUCACUGCUAAAUUCACUUAUGUGUAAAGUUCAUCCUUGUAUCUGUACAUUAUAUCUGUAAUUUUAUACAUGAUCUAGUUUAUACAUUUAUUACUGACUGUAAAAUAAAAUACAUUUUUGUACGUA
Molecule: messenger RNA, 4790 nt
Organism: Tachysurus vachellii
Lineage: Eukaryota; Metazoa; Chordata; Actinopteri; Siluriformes; Bagridae
Gene: recql4
Product: RecQ helicase-like 4
Exons: 24
Coding region: 184-4635 (1483 amino acids)
Biological process (GO): telomere maintenance; double-strand break repair via homologous recombination
Cellular component (GO): nucleus; cytoplasm; chromosome
Molecular function (GO): zinc ion binding; four-way junction helicase activity; nucleic acid binding
Source: RefSeq, a predicted model, not a curated record